GUUGUUUUGUUUGAAUGAUGUGAAUUCCUGAAUUGUGGAUUUUUAGAAUAUAAAAUUAGUCAUGGCUCUCAGAAAAGUAUUUUUCCUGACACAGGCAGCCUGUUGUAAAACUGUGAAAUUUCAAACUUCAAAGUUAUUAAGACAAAAUGCGUGGCUUCUGUCAGCGAAUUCCACAAGAUAUUUUUCUGAUAAUAUAGGAGAUAAGAAAAAAGAUGUUAAGGAAACUGAGAAAGUAGACAUACUUGGUCGUUUUUUUCCACAAUCACCUAUGAGUGCUACAGAUGAGCAAGAGGUUAAAAAAGAACAGGAAAAAUUUGAACAAGAACAAAAAGAAAAAUCCCAAGAGAAUGAAAAAAGUUGGAGGAGGAUGAAAAUUGGUUUUGCAGUGUUUGGUGGAGCAAUGACAGUAAUGGGUGGAUGUAUGGUUAUUGAAAUGGGAGCACCACGGCGAGAUGAUGAUGGCAAACCUAUUGAGGAUGAAUUCUCACCAUUGCCAUUGCCAUUGCAAUAUCUACGUCGAACAUGGAAAGAACUUACAUUUUAUGAAAAGAUGAUAAAAGAGCCUUCUCGUGAGAAGCUUCUGCCCGAUCCAUUGCCAGCUCCCUACCAACCUACUUACACACUUGUGCUGGAGUUUACUGAUGUGCUAGUUCAUCCUGAUUGGUCCUACCAGACUGGAUGGAGAUUCAAAAAGCGCCCAGGUGUAGACCAAUUUUUGCAAACUGUUGCUAAUUCUGAUUAUGAGGUUGUUAUUUUCACAUCAGAGAAUGUUUUCAUGAUCUGGCCAGUAUUGGACAAGCUUGACCCCGAGAAUAAAAUGAUUUCAUACAGACUCUUCAGGGACUCCACGCAUUUUAUAGACGGUGUUCAUGUGAAAAAUCUGGAAGGACUUAACAGAGAUUUGUCUAAGGUGAUAGUGGUGGAUUGGAACAAAAUGGCUACAAAAUUCCAACCAGAAAAUGCUCUCAUCUUAAAUAAAUGGAAAGGUGCCGACGAUGACACCGCAUUGCUUGAUUUAGCAAAUCUAUUACAAACGAUCGCAAUGUCGAACGUGGCGGACGUGCGUGAGGUGCUGCGCUACUACAGCCAGUUCGAAGACCCCAUAGCCGCCUUCCGAGACAACCAGCGCCGACUCAUGGAGCAGAUGGCGGAGCGCGAGCGAGACCGCUCCGACACUCCACUCACCGGCUCCUGGCUGCGUCCCUUCACGCGCCGCUAGCUCUUCGGUUUGUGACGUCAUGUGCACACGCGUACACGUACUUUUCUGGAACAGACGAAUCCUGAGUAGUAAAAAAUAUUCAAGUCAUCUUGCAGCUUCAUAUAUAAAUCACUACAUUAUUAUUAUGUAAUUAUAUUAUUUGGAUCUCUCCCUGCCAUUCUUUGCAUUUGAGUUUACUAUUUAUUAUAAAAAUUAUAACUAUGUCCUGUUAACACAAAAAAAACUAUUUUCUUUUCUUUUAACUACUAAUAAGACAAUGCCAAAUGAAUAUAAUUUCCGUACUUAGAGGAUAUGCCAUUGCUUGUUUAAUGAUUUAAGUGCGUGAAUGUCUGUUGAUGUGAAACUGAUUAGUUACUACUUGCUAAUAUUACUGGCUUAGUUUUUAGGUAGGAAUUAUAGACUUGUUAAUGAAAGUUAUUGUUUUAUUUUGUAAAUACAAUAAAAUAAAUACAU
Messenger RNA from Vanessa atalanta (red admiral), 1672 nucleotides. Its product is annotated as mitochondrial import inner membrane translocase subunit TIM50-C-like. Bases 62 to 1219 code for a protein of 385 amino acids. Gene Ontology annotation, molecular function: phosphoprotein phosphatase activity. The transcript is spliced from 8 exons. NCBI's taxonomy places the organism in Eukaryota, Metazoa, Arthropoda, Insecta, Lepidoptera, Nymphalidae. The record is from RefSeq and is a predicted model, not a curated record.